UGCAUGCACGCCAACAGCAGUGCCGAUCGUACGGCGUCUCGCGGUUGACCAUCCACAGGCGACGUCGUAACUGUCGUCGUCGUCGUUGUCGUCGUCCGCCGCCACCAACUGCCGCCACCGCCGCUGCCGCCGCCGCCGCCGCCGCUGCGAUAGUCGCGGGACCCCAACUGUGGCACGCUCAUACCUAUUAUUUCGUUUUUAUUUUUUAAAUAAAAUGAAGAUUCAAAAAUCGGAUGCGAUGAUUCGAACAAGUUUACUGGCAGUUCAAAUGAUAAUCAUCGCUCUCAACUUGGUUCUGAUUGUGGUAGUUAUCAACAAAAGAAAAUGCAAGACAAUUUCAUUGAGUAUGUGGACAUUAUUGGUAACCAUGAUAAUCGGUUCCAUAAUAUUGGAUAUGGAAGUUCUCGUCCAGUACUUUACACCAACAUUACCAUUAUGCCUUUUAGCUCCAUGGUUUCGAGAAUUGGGAUUCGUGAUAUUCUACGGCGCAAUCGAUCUGAAACUGUAUAGGAUUUUGAUGCAGUUUCGUACUAGAAAAGCGCACUGUUGGACAAUAACUGACAAAGAUCUGCUGAAAUAUUUAUUGUUUGGUGUUAUUGUGGUGAUUGUUUACCUCACUGCCUGGACUGCAGUUAGUCUUAACUUCUUUAAUGAAGGAUGGGUUCUCUUGACGCAUAUUAAAACCGAUGAUGGUUUUUUAUACACUACGUGUAAACCUCAAUGGUGGAAUCACGUUACGGAAUUCGGUGAAAUAUUGAUUUUAACUGUGGGCUUAUACUAUGGAAAUUCGGCGCGUAAUGCUCGCGUGCAGUUUGAAGAGCGGCGUUUUCUUUUUUACGCAAUUACAGCAGAAUUAACUUUUAGUUCUAUCUAUAAUACUAUUCGUACAGUCUAUCCAAUACCAUUCCACCAGGAUGUGACAUUCAUAGCCGCCUUUUCGCGCAGCCUGUUGACUAACACUCUUGCAUUGAUAAUCAUAUUUGCACCAAAGAUAUGGUAUCAAAAAAAAGUGAACGCCGAACUCAGGCAUUCAGCCAUAAAUCAAGAACUUUCAGAAUCACUAAAAGCUGAUAUGGCAGAUAAAGACUUCAGAGAAAUGAACAUAUCAGAAAUGACUUCAGAUGAAAUAAGGGAAGAACUCAGUCGUGUUUAUGUACAAAUGGGAAUAUUACGUGAUAAAACUGUAUGUAAGAAAAACCCUCAUAUAUCUAAACGAAAAGGUGGAAAGAAAUUGCCACAUAGACGAUUUUCAUUACAGAAGAAAGGAAGCAGAGACAAGUCAUCAAUUAAAAUUCGAAAAAAAAAUAAAGAACUAGAUUCAUCAGAAAUAAGUGAAACGAAUGAGACAAAUGAAAUAUCCAAAUCCCCGGAAGACUCAGUAGUCAGCAAUGAAGACGCCCCUGCUGUCGGGAGUGGUAUUUGUAGUUGCCAUUCAACGACAGGGAUACACCAGAAUACUUGUAACGAAUUUAAUGACGGUAAUGAUAACAGCUAUGGCGAAGGACCAUCGUGUUCAAAAUUCAACGCGUUGACUUGAUGACUUUGGCUUAGAAAUACCGUAAUGUCCAUAAAAAAAGUUAGUAAGAGUUGGAUUUUAUGUUACUAAGUGUGACCAACGGCAGUUUUAGAGAUGUAUUAGUACCUAUUUUAAAUGAAAUAGAUAAAACAAAUUCCUACACUAAUUACUGAUGCACUUUUGCUAAAUAAUUUAAUUCUGAUUGGGAUGAAAAA
Molecule: messenger RNA, 1731 nt
Organism: Rhopalosiphum padi (bird cherry-oat aphid)
Lineage: Eukaryota; Metazoa; Arthropoda; Insecta; Hemiptera; Aphididae
Gene: smog
Product: metabotropic glycine receptor
Biological process (GO): G protein-coupled receptor signaling pathway
Cellular component (GO): membrane
Molecular function (GO): G protein-coupled receptor activity
Source: RefSeq, a predicted model, not a curated record